AUGGCGCUGGCCCGGAGAGCUGCCUUAGCGACGGUGGCUCGCGGUUGCCUGAGGGGCGCGGCAACGGCGCCGAGGGCCCCCAGGAGCCACAAGCGGGGGACGGGCCUGUGGGUGGCUGCUGCUGCUGUGGCAGGAGGUGUCACGUUGGCAGGCUUGCAUAAAGGGUGGAGCAAGCAGGUAGACCUUGGCGGCUUCCUGACAGUCCUCGCUCAGAAAGAAGAUGUUCAAGAUGAGAACAUGGCUGAAAAGCUCUGCAUUCGAAAGAAACGCUUUAUGGAGUUUGCUUCUGUGCAGUAUGAUGGAGAGUAUUACAUGACUCCGAGGGACUUCCUGUUUUCAGUGAUGUUUGAGAAACCAAGGCGUAAAACUGUGGCCAAGAAACUGACAAAAAAGGAGGCAGAUGCUGCACUUGCAAAUGUUGUGAAGGCUAAACCGGGGCCAUCCUUUUUCAGAGACCUUGGAGAUAAAGGGCUGAUCUCCUACACAGAAUACCUGUUUCUGCUGACGAUACUCACAAAACCACAGACUGGUUUUCAUAUUGCUUUCAAAAUGCUGGAUGCAGAUGGGAAUGAACAAGUAGAGAAAAAAGAGUUCUUUAAGCUUCAGAAAAUACUUGGGAAGCAAGAUGAGUUGAAAGCAUCUCCAGGAGAUGAAGCAAGAUGUCAGGUUCCAGAACGGGAAGGUUCUGAUAGUAAUACCAUGCUGUUGGUCCACUUCUUUGGAAGAGAAGGAAAAGAGAAGCUUCACUAUUGUGAAUUCUACAGAUUUAUGCAGAAUUUACAAACAGAGGUACAAGAAAUGGAAUUUAUCCAGUUUUCCAAAGGUCUAAGCUUCAUGACAAAAGAGGACUUCCUCGAGUGGUUGUUGUAUUUUACUGAUGAGGAAAACAAUGACACUUAUUGGCAAAAUGUGAAGGAGAGAAUCCAGCCAGGAGAGUAUAUAAGUAUAGAGGAAUUUAAGACUUUCUGCCAGUUUACAAACCGCCUUGAAGACUUUUCAAUCGCCUUGAAAAUGUUUACUGUAGCCAACCGUCCUGUUAAACAAGCUGAAUUCAAAAGAGCUGUGAAAGUGGCCACGGGAGUGGAGCUCUCAGAUAAUGUUUUGGACACCAUCUUCAAGGUUUUUGAUCUAGAUGGAGACCAUUGCCUCAGCCAUGCAGAAUUUCUUGGAGUCCUAAAGAACAGGAUGCAUCGAGGUUUAAGGGUUCCUCAGCAGCAAGGAAUCCAAGGCUAUUGGAAAUGCGUGAAGAGAGAGAGCAUUAAAGGAGCCAAAGAAGUCUGGAAACAAACUGGGAAAAGUCCUUUUUAAAAACGCCCUGAAAUACUUCGUCUAGUCUUCCAUGUCUAGAUUUGCCUCGUUUUAUGUAUUACAGUUUGUAUGCUAGUGAUAGUAGAUACAGCAUAGUAAAAUCAUUUCAUACUGUUAAGUACUGAAAGUAUUUAUUUUCUCACUGUAAUUUUACAUCUGUAUACUCAGGCUUGCCUAUGGAACUGUUAUGAUUUUCCAGUGUGUUCCUAACCAGAGUUACUGCCUUCUAAGUCCAUUCAAGUCUAUGGGCUUAGAAGGGUAUAAUUCUGCUCAGGUAAUAUAAGUGUUCUUAUUCUUUCAUUGAUCGACGUGUGCCAGGAAUUUAGUACAAGUUUCUAGUCUGAAGAUGUUGUGGAAAGAAGCUAGAUCUUAUUCACAGUGCCAGAAGAGCUAAGAUGUCAUGCUUUUAAGGACGGGAGAGAACAAAACAUGAACCUACAACUUUAGAGUGAAUUUCAUGAAGCCAACAUUAUUUUAAAACUGAAGUCUUGAAAUCACUGAUUAGUAGCCCCUCUGAAUUCACAAGCUUUGAGUGACUCCAGGAUUGCAAAUGUAACAAAUCACAGUUAAGUUUGUACUGAAAUGCUACUUCUAAAACACAAUAUUGAAAUCAGUCUUGCCUAGAAAUACUUGUUCUGUAUGUUAGUGAUAUUUUUGUAUAUUCCUGUAUUUUUGUUCCUAGUAAUUUAUACAAUUUUUUAAAACUAUUCUGAUUGCAGUAGACUUUGGUUCUCAGUCCAGACUGGAAAUAUGAAAAUGUUUACAUAAACUGGCAAUCUGUAAACUUGUGAAUAUGUAUAGACUAAACACUUCCAUGAAACGACGACUCUUCUUAUGGAUACAAAUACAAUUAAUUGCACUUUUCUGAUUUAUCCACUUGGUAGCAAAAAUGUAAAAUGUUUGCUUUCCUUUUGAGUUGUCUCAUAUGUACCAGAAUUUCUUCAUUUGACCAGAAUAACUUUACGGUAGUGUUUGGUUUUGAAAGAAGGCACUUUUGGAAAGCCUGUGAGGGCAGAAGCUACAGUGAGAAGACUGAGCAUGCGCUAUUCUUCCCAGUUCCCGAGCUAUUUUGCAGCACCUCAGAUGCUUCAUAACAGUAUUUAACUCUUUGCCUUGUUUAGGUAUAAAAUAGCACAUUAUGCCCUUAGCCUCCUUCCCCUAAUUUAGAUAUAUAUUUUUUUGGCUACAUUUUUAGAAGGUAGUGAAAUCUGAUGCUGGUUGUAGGCAAUAAAAGGGCUUCCAUUGCAGUGCCUGAGCAUGCUCUGUUGUGAGCAUGCUCAGUAGCAUUUUGUUGCAAAAUCAGGCAAGUGCUGUUGCUACAAUACUCCUGGUCUACCACUAAGUAACUGGCAAGCCUUUCUUCUCUUUGUAGUUCUAGUAAUUGUUUGCAACUAACACAAAAUGUGUCAGUCCAGCUUACUAGUUUAUCGUGAAUUUGGGGGAAGGUAGAGAAUCCAGAGGUGAGAGGCCUAAAAUAGCAUAAACUGAAAUGAGUGUGUGUUAGCUGAAUAGAACUAACAAAUUGGAGAACAUUAAUCCAUAGCUUCAAGAGCAGUGGCUGGUUGCUGCCAGGUUAGAUAUGGUGCCCUGAUCCUCUAAUUGCCAGUUCACAAGCAAGAAAGAGUGGUAGCAGCAAAGGGACUUGCUAAGAACCCAUUGCAGGGGUGGUGGCAGCAGCAGUGCCAGCCUACAUUCUCCAUCUCCUUGCGGAUGGAGGGGGCCAUGAGCUAUGAACACAGUUUCUACAUGUUCACUGUAAUUUAUUUUUAAACUUUUGCUUACCUGCAAUUACUGUAUUGACUACAUAUAUACAUGUCUUUAUGGGUAGGAGUUCUUAGAAUUCCAGUAGCUCAGACAAGAGCAACUUUUUCUACUAUUCGUUGAAAGAUACAUUAGCCAUAAAAUUCUCUGUUAGCACAAACACUCCACACUUCCGCAGAGGAAAUAAACUUUGCCUCCGAAGACUAAAUAAAUUGAUUCCUGUUAAUCCAACAUGGGAGCUCCUAAGGUAUUGGGGGGGGGGACUCUAAACAAGAGCAAGAUGAUAAUAGAAUGACAUUCAGGCUAAAAAAAGGGUUUUACACCCUCUGGGUUGAAGAUGGUAACAAUAUGUCAAAAACAGAUCCUUAGCUGUCUUAACAAAUGGUGCAGAAAGGAAAUUUAUUAUUGGAAUAAUGAGCAGUAUAAAAGUCUGGGUAGAAGACACAUCGUUCUGGAAUGGACCUUGAGAGAAGCCACACUAUGGUAUAGGUGGAGGGGAAAGAGGGAAAGGUUAGGCCAUUGUUUUGGAUGCAGUAAAAGAAGACUUUGAUCCCCCAUCUAAUAUAUUUUUCAUAAAGUUUACAGUAGGAAGCUUUGGAAAGUCCACAGUAUUAAAUAUCCAACUGAAUUGCAUCUGAGUAAGCAUGCAUUAUUGUCUAUGACUUGAUAAUGAAUGUUCCCCUGCUAAAGGGCUUUUGAGUGUCACUGUCAUCUCUAUUCCAGGGAAGACUCUAUGAACUUAAAUCUGUGGUGAUUUAAUAGCAAGCUGCCCAUUUGAAGGCAAGCUGUGCUUCUCUGAGAGGGAGUAGAAUGCCAACGUCAGCUUCUUAUUUGUCAAUUUGCACUGCAUGAGCACACAUUGUGGUGGAUUGCUAUGUAUAAUACUACCCUGAAGGAAGUCCUAAUGUUAGAACACCAAAAAUAUUGUUAUUAAUAUCACAUCCAGUUGCUCUGCAUUGCUAAGCCUCCAUCAACAUACUCUGUAUGUUUAGUGCUGUCUAAAUUCAGAGCCACAAGCAAAGCUCUGUUGAGGGCAGGGGACAACUUUAUCCCCUUGUCCUUCCUUAUUCCAGUCACCCCUCAACCUAUAUGGGUCCUACAACCCCAGAGAUGGAAGGAUUAGAGAGGAAUGCAGGGGAAAAUUGUGUGCCUUCAAACCCAGAUGGUUGGGUACAUACCAGGAUUUAGUGCAAUUGGAUUCUUUAGCUCUGGUUUUAUUUUAUAACAUUAAUAGCUGAAAUCUGUGUCUCCUUAUAUUCUGUACUUUUUCACUUUUUAAACUCUGUAU
Messenger RNA from Gekko japonicus, 4357 nucleotides. It is a transcript of the gene MICU2, whose product is annotated as mitochondrial calcium uptake 2. Gene Ontology annotation, biological process: mitochondrial calcium ion homeostasis; calcium import into the mitochondrion. The transcript is spliced from 12 exons. The coding region runs from base 1 to 1308 and encodes 435 amino acids. The record is from RefSeq and is a predicted model, not a curated record. NCBI's taxonomy places the organism in Eukaryota, Metazoa, Chordata, Lepidosauria, Squamata, Gekkonidae. Gene Ontology annotation, molecular function: calcium ion binding. Gene Ontology annotation, cellular component: uniplex complex.